AUGACUAAACUUCCAAACCAAUACAUUUGGGAUGACCACUCUAAAAAUAACUUUAGAGAAUCAUUAAGAUCACAAGAAAUACAAAAGAAAUUGAAUGAAUUUAUGAACUCAGAUUUCACCACUGAUUUGAACGGAACAAACCAAUGUGUAACCGAAUUCCAAAACAUCUUACUUGAAACAUCAAAAAAAAGUUUGAAAAUAAAAAAGAGCAAAAGAAGAAGAAAAAUCACUAACGUUGCCCAAAAGAAAUGGUUUGAUAAAGACUGUAGAAUCAAACGACAUGACUUAAGGAAAUUAUCUAAUUUAAAACAUAGAGAUCCUACCAAUGCUGAACUUAGAAAAAAAUUCCAUGAUGCCUUGAAAUCAUAUAAGGCAACUCUACAGCUGAAACAAAAUGAAUUUCACAACAAAAAGAUGAAUGAAUUAGAAACAGCUAGUCAAAAUGAUUUUAACCUUUUCUGGAAAACACUAAAGAACUUGACAGACGACCUUAAUACCGAAACUAAUUCUGAAAACUUACCAAAAAAUUAUGAAUGGUACUCACAUUUUGAACAAUUACAUCGUGAUCACCAUCUUAGUGAAGAACAAGAAAAAAUUAUCGGAAAAUUGAAACAAAAAGAAAACUCGAAAAAUCUCCUCAAUGAACUUGAUAUGGAAAUAACAACUGAAGAAAUAAUAAAAACAGCUAAGAAAAUAAAAUCUAAAAAAGCUGCACACUCAGAUAAAAUCAACAACGAAAUGAUAAAAUAUAGUGUUGAUAUCCUUGCCAAUGGUUUUAUAAAAGUAUUCAACACAAUAAUGAAAUCCGGAAAGUUCCCAACUUCAUGGUGUGAAGGACUUAUUUCACCAAUUUUUAAAUCAGGGAACAAAUUAGACCCAAGUAAUUACCGAGGAAUAUGUGUAUCAAGCUCGUUAGGAAAGUUCUUCUGCUCUGUUCUCAAUGAAAGACUGAUGAACUUUUCAAAAACUAAAGAAUUAUUACACCCUUCUCAAAUUGGUUUCCUACCAAAUAACAGAACGGCCGAUCAUAUUUUUACCUUAAAAACGUUGCAUGAUAAAUACGUUAAUCAAAAUAAUGAGAAAAUUUACACAUGCUUUAUUGAUUUUAAAAAAGCCUUUGAUUCUGUCUGGCAUGAAGGUCUUUAUUUGAAACUAUUAGAAAAUGGAAUCGGAGGAUGCUUCUAUGAUCUGAUAAAGGAUUUGUACUCCAAUACUCGAUGUGCAGUGAAAGUAUCGGGUCAUAGAACACCCUUCUUCUCAUACAAUAGAGGUGUACGCCAAGGUUGUGUUUUAAGCCCCCUUCUCUUUAAUGUAUAUAUAAACGAACUUCCUAAUCUAUUUGAAAAAGUAAAUCCAGACCCAUUUCUUUUACCAAAUGGAACGAGACUAAGUAGUCUACUAUAUGCGGAUGAUCUUGUCAUACUAUCAAGAUCAAAAUCCGGUCUCCAAAACUGUUUAGACUCCCUCAAUGAAUGGAGCAAAAAAUGGGUAAUGAAUAUUAAUUUGAAAAAAACUAAAGUUAUGAUUCUACAAAAACAUAACUCUAAACUACAAUCACUCGACUUUUUCUUGGGAGAUAAACGUAUUGAUAUUACAAACGAAUACACUUAUCUCGGUCUAAAACUAACUCCUAACACUAAAUUUUCAGUUGCGACUCAACAACUGAGUGAAAAGGCUAUGCAUGCAUUAUUUAAAAUACGGAAAAAUCUUGAUUUUCAGAAACUUACACCAAAACUUGCCAUAAAAAUCUUUGAUGGCAUAGUCUCUCCAAUCUUGCUUUAUAAUUCUGAGGUUUGGGGAGCCUAUGGUAACAACGAUUUUACUAAAUGGGACAAAACUAGUACUGAGAAAACACAUCUGAAAUUUUGCAAACUCUAUUUAGGUGUGAACAGAAAAGCGAGCAAUAUCGCUAGUAGGAGUGAAUUAGGUAAAUUCCCUCUAUUAAUACCCAUAUUCAAAAGAUUAUUUUCUUACAUUAACCACCUUAGUCAAUUACCAGAUACAAGUAUAGCGAAACAAACUUUUUACCUAUCAAAAAGACUUUACUCAAACGGUAAAGAUUCAUUCUAUUCUAAUGCUGCAAGCAUUAUUAAAAAGUUUCAUCCCAAUAUCGAAGAUACAAUAGACAUUGAAAAAUUUGUUCAGGAUACAAACAUAAACGAUUUUGUAAAAACCAUUAAAGAUAACUACACAUCAUUUUGGAAACGUCAAAUUAAAAACUCUAGUAAAUUGUCAUUUUAUUCUACAUUUAAAAAACACUAUAACUUAGAAGAAUAUCUAAAUAUCAUUAAAGACCCUAACCAAAGAAGACUGUUCUCAAAAUUUCGUAUAAGUAAUCAUAAACUAGAAAUCGAGUUCGGUCGUUAUAGCGAUGUACCUCGACAGGAGAGACUGUGUAAAUACUGCGAUAAACUUGCAGUUGAAGACGAAUUUCAUUUCUCAUUUGAAUGUGAAAAAUACCAAAAUUUGCGAAAUAACUCGCGCAACAUCCUAAACAACUAUUUCCAAAUGAGCAUCACUGAUAAAUUAAAGAGAAAAUUAUUAAGUGAUCUUAUGUCAUUGAAUGACCCUGUGAUAACAGGUCUAUUUUCGGAACAUAUUUCGAAAUGUUUUUAUAUCAGAGACAACAGCCCUUAA
Paramuricea clavata is the source of this 2637-nucleotide messenger RNA. The record is from the annotation of a GenBank genome assembly. Lineage: Eukaryota; Metazoa; Cnidaria; Anthozoa; Malacalcyonacea; Plexauridae.